CUGAACCUUUUCCGCGCAUGCGUGUUGCGGAGGUCGGGAUUGCCCGCCCUUUCCGACAGAGGGACUGAGGAAGGAGGGGCUCCUUUACAUUGGCAGCAGCGACUUCAAGGUCACCUAAAAGGGUAGUUCAUGUGGACCAACGUGAACCAGUACUGGAAUAGCUGAGUGUCUCUACUCCCAUAUUCCCAUUAUGUUUGAAACCAGUUUGAUUUUGUAGCUGUGGGUUCCCAGAUGGAGUCCAAGAGAAAGAUUCAGCAUCAAGGAACUUUUGAAUGUGAACUGUGUGGAUUAACUGCCCCAUACAGCUACUUUGGACAGAAACCUCCAAAUGCCUACUCAGCUGUCCUCCUGGAAGAAUGCUAUGUCAUGACAGAUCCAUUCACCUCUGACAAGGACAAAUUCCUCAUUCUUGGAUCUCAGUGUAGUUUGUGUCACAAGUGUGUGUGCACUGGCACAGACUGUAGCCUUUUCUAUUCCAAGAGAUUCUGCCUCCCCUGUGUUAACUUACACAUACAGGAGUUUCCUUCGGAAAUAAAGCAAGAUUUGAAAAAGAAAACUCAUUCCCCGUCUUCAAAAAAAAGAGAUUCCGAUCACUCCAAAAAGCCAGUGGCAAGAAAGCGGAAGUCAGGAGAACUUAAAACCAAAAAGAAAUGGUCUUUUGAGCAUCUUGAGUCAACAGUUUUCACAAUAAACCUCUAUGAAGUUUGUGUGAACCACAUUAAUGCAACAAGAGAGUUUUUGACCUGUCAGAAAAUAAUGGCAACUAGCAGUUAGUGCUUAAGAUUCUCUGCAAGAAACACAGCUCCAGGUUCUGAAGCAGCUUUGCUUUCCAAUAUAUAAUGGCCUUUUGUGAUAACUUGCAUCAAUGCUGGAGAUCCAAUUUGCUAACUGACAGUAACAGAAAAAUUGGACUGCUGCUCAAUUUUAACAACAAUCCCAACAUUCAAGUAUCAUUGCUGUUACCAUAAAGCAAAGCUAUUUACUGUAUUGGAAAGAUAUCGACCACGCCAGCUUCUGUUCCUCACCUAUGUGCAAACUGUAUAGAAGCAAUAUUCACCGAAUUACUGUGAUAAAACAUUGUUACUAUGUCCGAUUUGAUUUAUCACAACAUAAUGGAUUAAAAUGAAACAUUCAUACAGCCAGAUUUACUGUAUUUUAGGAAUGCAAAGAGGAAGAGCCAGGAUACAACAAAUUAGUUAGGCAUGGCCACAAAUGUUU
This is a messenger RNA of Anolis carolinensis (green anole), 1218 nucleotides long. RefSeq names its product cysteine rich DPF motif domain containing 1 (gene cdpf1). NCBI's taxonomy places the organism in Eukaryota, Metazoa, Chordata, Lepidosauria, Squamata, Anolidae. The coding region runs from base 232 to 774 and encodes 180 amino acids. The record is from RefSeq and is a predicted model, not a curated record. The transcript is spliced from 6 exons.